Molecule: messenger RNA, 20390 nt
Organism: Porites lobata
Lineage: Eukaryota; Metazoa; Cnidaria; Anthozoa; Scleractinia; Poritidae
Source: the annotation of a GenBank genome assembly
AUGACUGCGACCGUUGAGUCAAAGGCUCCAGUCGUCAGAGAAACUUCAAAUGCCCUCCAUCUUGAAGGUGACAAGUUUAACGGCACAACGCUCGAGUUCAUGUUAGACUGCGAUAAUGAUAGUGCAAUUAAUCCAGAAGCUGCAUCCGAGGCAGAGAUAAUCCAGGAGGUUGUCAAUGAGUUAAUUGAUAAUGUGACUGCGACCGUUGAGGCAAAGGCUCCAGUCGUCAGAGAAACUUUGAAUGCCCUCCACCUUGAAGGUGACAAGUUAAACGGCACAGCGCACGAGUGCAUGUUAGAGUGGGAUAAUGUACGUGCAAUUGAUUAUCCAAAAGCUGCAUCCGAGGCAGAGAUCAUCCAGGAUGUUGUCAAUGAGUUAAUUGAUAAUGUGAGUGCGACCGUUGAGGCAAAGGCUCCAAUCGUCAGAGAAACUUUGAAUGCCCUCCACCUUGAAGGUGACAGGUUAAACGGCACAACGCACGAGUGCAUGUUAGAGUUGGAUAAUGAAAGUGCAAUUAAUUAUCCAGAAGCUGCAUCCGAGGCAGAGAUCAUCCAGAAGGUUGUCAAUGAGUUAAUUGAUAAUGUGACUGCGACCGUUGAGGCAAAAGCUCUAGUCGUCAGAGAAACUUUGAAUGCCCUCCACCUUGAAGGAGACAAGUUUAACGCCACAACGCUAGAUUUCAUGUUAGAGCUGGAUAAUGAAAGUGCAAUUAAUUAUCCAGAAGCUGCAUCCGACGCAGAGAUCAUCCAGGAUAUUGUCAAUGAGUUAGUUGAUGUGACUGCGACCGUUGAGGCAAAGGCUCCAAUCGUCAGAGAAACUUCAAAUGCCCUCCAUCUUGAAGGUGACAAGUUUAACGGCACAACACUGGAGUUCAUGUUAGAGUGCGAUAAUGAUAGUGCAAUGAAUCCAGAAGCUGCAUCCGAGGCAGAGAUCAUCCAGGAGAUUGUCAAUGAGUUAAUUGAUAAUGUGACUGCGACCGUUGAGGUAAAGGCUCCAGUCGUCAGAGAAACUUUGAAUGUCCUCCAUCUUGAAGGUGACAAGUUUAACGCCACAACACUAGAGUUCAUGUUAGAGUGGGAUGAUGAGGGUGCGAAUCAACCAGAAAAUGCAUCCGAUGCACAGAUAGCACAGGGAGUGAUCAAUAGUUUAGUUGAUGAUGUGGUUAAGCUCGAGACUCAGGGGGUUCCAGUCGUGCUCAAAAGCUUUAAUGAAAACUUGAAUGACCUCUCUGUUGAAGACGACAAGCUCAACGGCACAGCUCACGAGUGCACAUUAGAAUGGGAAACCGUCGGUGUUUUUGAACCACAAACUGCAUCCGAGGCUGAAAGUGUUAAUGCAGUCACUGAAAGCAAUUAUCAAGAAGAAGUUGUUUCUUGUGUUGCACAUGAAUUCAGUGCAGCAGAAGAGAAAAACAGCGCUGUUUGUAAGUCGUUUCCUGACUUUGCCAUCGAGUUGGAAAGUGUAGGUGGGGUCACUGCGAUACCCUUAGAAGAAGAAAUUGUGAACGUUACAGCUCAAGAUUUGACGGCAGAUGUAAGAAACAGCAGUGUUAGUGAACUGGAAAGCGUCACUAAGGGGGAGGACAUUGCUUCGGCAGCAGAAACAAUCCAGGCCGUCCUUUCUGAAUUAAUUGAUGUGAUCGAACUCGAGUCUGACGAUACAGUGGUGUUUGAAAGCGCCAGUGAAACCUUGAAUGAUAUCCCCGCUGAAGUUGACAAGCCAAGCAGUGUAGUUCAUGAGUUCACUUUAGAAUGGGAAGACGUAAGUGCGCUUGAACCCGAGAGAGCAGAGAAGUUUCAAAGUGUGACCGAAGUAACUGAAAUUUUCGAAAAAGAAGAAAUUUUUUCUGAUUUUGAACAUGAAUUCAGCCCAGCAGAAGUGAAAUCCAGAACUGUUUGUGGAUUGCACGCACCCGAACUUGCUUUUGAUUCACAAAGUGAAUUGUCAACCGCCGACAUUCCUCUCGAGUUGAGUCAUUUCGCAAAAAUCACUCACGAGUCAGUUCCAGCAAAAAAGGAUAGUGCGUUUUUCAGCGAUGGUUCAAAUCAGAUGGACAAUGGUAAGGAUGACUCUACAAUCUAUGAUGAUGAGGUUCAAGCUGCAGAACUAAAAACAGGCAACAUCAGUACAAACGAAAGUUCGUUGGAAUUAAAAAGUGUAAGUGGGAUCGUUGAAUUUCCUUUAAGAAUAAAAACUGUAACUCAUUACCUCACUCCUGAAUUGCAACUUGUCAGUUCAUGAUUAAGAGAUCAUUUGAUGGUAACGAGAUCACUUGUGGCAAACGUAGUUGACACACCUGUCUAAAACUAGUGCUUUUAUCAGCAAUUUCAUUCAUUUAUUAUUUCAUUCUAUUUAAACGCCGUAAAUCCUCCUACCCCCGAAUCCAUGUUGUUUGAAGUUAAAGAAAGACUUGAGGGUCUAAAAUGCAACAUUUAUUUUGGGGAGGGGGUACACAGGGGGGAGAGGAUAGGUAUGUCCACUAUGCAAAGAGGGGCCAUUUUAUAGAAGUGUCUCAACGAAUGUCCCUCAUUGUGGCUUGAAGUCCGGAAAAAUAAAUACAACUAAACAUGCUCCAGUUUAUGUCAGGCCGUGUUUGAAAAUCAUUGGAACGAAUACUUUGUUUCAAUAUGUAUGCGUUUUUUUUCGUCAGGUUGAUUAUGCAGCUGCAUGCUCGGAUUUUAAAGAUCAUUUUAUUGGAAACAAGACUUUGUGCAACGGAGAUUUCGAACAAACUGGGUAAGACUUUACUUCAACAGAAUGAGAAGGGAACGUGAACGAUCUCUUGAUCCUUGACGGCAUUUACCAAGACACAAUACAAGAAUAAAAUCGAAAACCGAAUCUGUUAAAUUUGAUACUAGUAGUAAUCAAAGAUUAUGGUGCGUCGCCUUAGGGAAUUACCCUUCACUUAGCUGGGUUGCGUAAAGGCCGGUUUAGACGCUACAAUUUUUGCUUACGACUAUCGUGCGCGACUAGCAUACGUCAUGACUUUCAACCAUCCACAACGCGUACAAUUUAUACCUACGACAUCCACAAUGUACCGUACGAGCGUCGUUGGUCUAAUUUAUACGACUCGACCUGUCGAGAAGUCGCAUGCUAGUUGCGCGCGAUAGUUGUAAGCAAAAAUCUUGCCGUCUAAAUCGGCCUUGAGAAACCCGGGGGGACUCCCUUAUAUAAGCCAUGUAGGUAUGUGCGGCCCAAAAGGUAGGGUUUUUGCGCCGUUUCGGUCUCAAAACGAGAAUAGAUUUUGCUCAUUUUGUCUGGAACGGAUAUGGUUUCGAGGAAACUACGGAAGUGUAUGAACGUAUUUUUCGUUUCAAUUCCGAAUGAAUCCAAAACAAAGGGUAAUAUACGAAUUCGAAAUGGAUUUUAAGAAAUCUUUUUGUUUGAGCUCUAGUCUGAAAUUGAUAACUUAAGUUUUAUAUUUACCAAGUCUGAAAACGGGUAUGGAUUUAAGAGACCGGGUCUGAAAACGAGUGUGGAAAAUAACAUUUUUAAGUCUGAAUUAGAGACAGGAUUUGGAGAACUACCAAAAAUUACCGUCAAUACCCGCUUCCCCCGGAUAAGAAUAAACUAAAAAUAGUCAAUAGUUUCUUGACCAGGCUUUGAUGUCCGGAAUAUUUAGAAAAGAAAGAGGUUUUAAAACGAAAAAAGUAAUACGAAAUAUGUAAGAAAGAAAAGUUUAGCUCGCCUUGUAGUUUUCUAAGCGAAAGUCACAACCCAAAACCACCGAAACACGCAGGGCACGAUGGUAUUGGGUAAUUACCUGACGUGCACAAUUGGUCAUCAACCGACAACCUCUUUUCUCGAUUUCUCGCACUAAGGAACAUGCACAGACUGCCCACGAAAUCAAAGAACACCCCAACGACUCGAGUAAGAGUAUUUAGUGUAUACUAAAAUCGUGUUGUGACCAACUGGAACGUGUUGGUUAUCGUUACAUGUAGUCUUUCUUUUUAAUUUCAGCAUCACAGCAAACGUUUAAUAGAAACAUGUUUUAAAAAACGCUAAAGCCAAGGAAUUUAUUCCCGCGGGGUCAUCUCAAGCAACUGGAGGAUUUGAAACAGAACUUCUUUGGAGAUUCUGUCUCGAUUAAUUCGCCAGUUGCUUCAGAUUUCAGCAGACUUGAGCUUGGGUAUAUAUUACUGUAGUUGAUACUCUUUAGAAUUUUUUGUACUAGAAUCUUGUUGGGACAACCUGAAACGUGUUUGUUAUCGUUGCAUCGUGUCUUUUUCUUAAAUUUCAGCAAACAAUGAAUACAAACAUGUUUUAAAAAACGCUAAAGCCAAGGAAUUUAUCCCCACGGUGUCAUUUCAAGCAACUGGUGGAUUUAAAACAGACCUUUUGUUUGAAAUCUGUCAGUUGCUUGAGAUUUCAGUAGACAGGAGCUUGGGCAUAUAUACUACUAUACUGUGGUUGAUAAUUUUUAGUAUUAAGUGUACUAAAAUCUUGUUGUGACAAACUGGAGCGUGUUGGUUAUCGUUUUGAAUCGUUGCACAUUGGCUUUUUUAACAGUUUGAUAUUGUUUUCAGCAUCACAGCAAACACUGAAUACAAAUAUGUUUUAAAUGCCAAGAAACUGAGAAAUUUAUCUCCGCGGUGUUAUCUCGGGCCACUGGUGGAUUUCAAACACGUUACCUUCUCACGGUUUUAAAUCCCUCAGUUUCCUGAGAUUUCAGCAAACUGCAAACUGCAGUUUGGGUAUACACCUGUAGUUGCACAACUAAUAAAAACCCGAUGCGUUUAAUUUGGACGUUAAAGCGAAAUGCCUUUAGACAAAAAAGGCCUCUUGGCGAACUAAAACGUGUUGAUUACCGUCCAUGUUUUCUUUUUAGAUUUCAGCAUUUCUGCACAAGCUGACUGCCCACAUUUUUUAAACGCUGAAGCCGAGGAAUUUAUUCCUUCCUUUCGAGCAUCUGAAGCAUAUGAAACAAAUGGCUCCAGCGGCUAGACGUUAUAGUUCACUUGUAUUGCGGGCAUUGAAUUUGAACGUUAAUAAUUUUUGAGAAAUUACCGAAGCUCUUUGCGUUGAGGACGAAUUUUGUCAGGGAAUACAAUCAACAUUAUGAUAUCAUAUUAGCCUACGGACGUGCUCCUAAAACUAAUAUGCCCCUGGCGAAUGAAACGCGUUCGCCAGCUUUGCACUAAUAUGUUUGCAUGUAACCCAACAAAAAACAGUUCCGUCUUCAAGGAUCGUUCUACUUCCGUGUAAUCAGCCCCAACUCUUAUCUCAAUGAAAAACACACUACCUUAACUCAAUUCUAAAAGUUAUCCUGAUAGCAAAGCCUGCCAAGUGUUACACUAGCUCAACUCCAACAAACUGAUUAUGAUUAACUGAUCCUAAUUAUCCGAGCGUAGAUAAGUCUGUUCAGUCUCUGGUGUACUUUCCAGGCUUGCAAGCAUAGACAGAAGAGUCCCACAUGGCUUAAUUUUAAGGCCCUCUUCUCUUUUCACACGUGUCUGUGACCAUUUAACUCAAGAAGAAUGGAGGGGACAACCGACCCGUUUAAGUUAAAUUGUUCUUGUGUGUCUUGCCUUUUCUUGCCCGUUACAGGAUUCUAGACAAACUAAAACGUCUUGAUUAUCGUCCCUGUUGACCCUUUUUAUAUUUCAGUACUGCCGAACAAGCUGGAUGCCAACAUUUUUUAAACGCUCAAGCCGAAGAGUUUAUACCCUCUUUACGAGCAUUGGAUGGGUUUAAAACAAAUGAUUCUAGCAGACUUGAGCUUGGGUAUGCAUUAAGGUAGGUGCACAGAUAAAGGACUAUUAUCAUUCUUGAGAAUUAAACGAGGUAUAGGCUCGAUUACCAGCCGCUGUUCGGGAAAUGAGCCCGCGCUCCUCAAUUGAACAGACGGCAGGACGCAUGAAUUUGCUAUUGUCAAUUACCACCAAUCAGAUCGUUACCUGCUCUAAUGGAGCAGGCAGCGUAUUUUAUUUUUCCUGGAGCAGAUUUCAAACAGCGGGUGCAAAAGUGUUGUUUGAUGUGGUGCGAUUGUGUUUUAGAGCGUUUUAAACUUAAAAACCUAUUUACAAAGAAAAGCAUUAGCUUGGAGAAGCUGGCAAAUGCCAGGAAUGUUUUUGAAAUUCAACCAACCGGAACUAUGGUUGUUGACAGGUAAUGUGAAUUUAAAGAGACGCCUGUCAGGUCCAUCGGUAAUGCAAGAUCAAUGUAACUACAGUCAGUGCGUGUUUCUACUGACUUUUAUUAUGGCAAGUACCAUGCAAAGCGGCAACGAGGCAAAGCACGUCAUGUGUUCGGUAUUUAAUGACAUUUCCCAUUUCCAAUGCUUCGUAACGGCGCUUAACUAACUUUUGAGCCUACGUCACAGACACUUUAGCCACUCACGCGUCCAGCCGUCUCUCCUCGAGGAAGACCGAGAGAGCAGCGGAAAUCGAGCCCAAACUAAACGAGCAUUGCAUGAUAUGGAUGUCUUGAAAUACAUUAAACGUUACGGCGUCAUAGACAAUUGACUGUGUUUUGCAAAUUACAGCUCGUUUGUUUUUAAAUGGAGGAAGACAAACAGGAAAAAUAUAUGCGCUUGAAAUUUGCUUGCCUUUACUUUGCAUGUAAGCCGAAACAAAGAUUGCUCCAUCUUUAGGAACUUCCUCUAUCCAAGUAGACAGCCUCCAAUUACGAUUCGAGGUAACUCGUAAGUCACUGAAAAACGCUGUAGGAUUAUACAAUUCUUAAAGUAAUCGUGAUAGUAAAGUUGCCAAAUAUUACACUAGCUGAACCGUAAACAGCUGGCUUAGGUCCUACUUAUCUGACCGAAGACAAAUCUUUUCAGUCUCUGGUGUGCUUUCCAGCUUCGCAAGCGUUGAUAGAGAAGUCCCGCAAGGCUUUAUUUUAGGCCCUCUUCUCUUUUUCAUGCGCCUGUGACCAUUUAAAUUAUGAAAAACUUGUGCGGGAAUAUAAUAGAAGCCCGAUCCGUUUGAUUCGAUGCUGUUCGAUCUAAAUUGUGUGUCUGUGCUUUGUUUUGCUUUUGUAACAGAGCUCUUGGUAGUUGUUGUAUUUUUUUACAUUUCAGCAUUACCGAUCAAGCUCAAAGCCAACAUACUUUAAAUCCUAAAGCAAAAGAAUUCCACCCGUCGUUCGGCGCAUCUGAAAGACUUCAAACAAAUGGUUCCAACAGGUACACAUAUUUUACUCUAUUGCACACUAUGGACUUUAAUAAAAAUGAGGUAUUAUAUGUUAUAGGUGUUCUGUAUCUUUGUGUUGAGAAGGAAUUCUUGUCAGAAAUUCAUACAUCGUUAUGACGAGCUAUGACGCAAUAAUCAGCGACGUGAUCUCUCACUGGAAUAUUUGCAUGUAAACCAAAAUAAACGCUGCUCCUUCUCCUUUUGCCCCCAAGUAAACAGCCGCUAGGAUUCGAGCCAACUCGUAGAUCAUUGUAGGUUUUCCUGAUAGCAAUUACCUUUGCGCGAAUCUCACUAGCUCAACUGCAACAAAGCAUAGGCUUAAGUAUCACAUUCAGUCUUUGGCGUGCUUUCGAGCCUCGUAAGUUCAGAGAGAGGAACCCACAUGGCUCUAUUUUAGGCCCUCUUCUCUUUUAGCGCGUGACUGUGACCAUUUAAUUUUUGAAGAACUGGUACAAGAAUAUAAUAGAAUUUAACCGAUCCGUUUACUUUAUUGCCCUUUGAUCUAAAAUUUUGUUGUGUGUCUGGCCCUUGUUUUGCCUUUGUAAAACAGCUCUUGGUAGACUAAAACGAGUUGGUUACCCUCGCUUGUUGUAUAUAUUGUUACAUUUCAGCAUUACCCAUCAAGCUCAAAGCCAACAUACUUUAAACCCUAAUGCAAAGGAAUUCCGCCCGUCGUUUCGAACAUCUAAAAGACUUCAAACAAAUGGUUCCAACAGGUACGCAUUAUAUUUUACUCUAUUGCGCACUAUGGACUUUAAUUAUUUGUAAGAAAAAAGUGCGGUAUUGUAUGUAGUGGGUGUUCUGGUUCUUUGAGUUGAGAAGGAAUCCUUGUCAGAAAUUCAUAGAACGUUGUGACGCCAUAAUCAGUGACGUAGUCUUUUGACGUGGCCUCUCACUGGAAUGUUUUCAUGUAAACCAAAAUAAACGCCGUUCCUUCUCUUAGGAUCUUUCUGCCUCUAUGUAAACAGCCGCUAGGAUUCGAGCCAACUCGAAGAUCAUUGUAGGUUUUCCGGAUAGCAAUUACCUUCCUGCGAAUCUUACUACCUCAACUGCAACAAAGGUUUGGCUCAAAUAUCACAUUCAGUCUUUGGUGUGCUUGCAAGCCUCGCCUGCCCAGGAAGAGGAGUCCCACAGGCCUCAAUUUUAUGCUCUCUUCUCUUUCACACGCGCCUGUGACCAUUUUAAGUAUGAAGAACUAGUACAAGAAUAUAAUAGAAUCCUGAUCCUUUAAUUUGAUGCCCUUUGAUCUAAAAUUUUGUUUUUGUGUCUGGUCCUUGCUUUGCCGUUGUAACAGCGCUCUUGGUAGACUAAAACGCGUUGAUUACUCUCGCUUGUUGUGUUUUUUUCAUUUCAGCCUUGCCGAUCAGGCUAAAAGCCAACAUAUUUUAAACCCUGGUGCAAGGGAAUUCCGCCCUUCGCUUGAAGCAUCUGAAAGAUUUCAAAGAAAUGGUUCCAAUAGGUACGCUUUAUAGUUUAUUAUAUUGCGCACUAUGAAAGUUAAUUAUAUAGAACAAAAAAAGGUAUUAUGUGUAUGAUUAUCGGUGAUCUGGUUCUUUGAGUUGAGAAGGAAUUCUUGUCAGAAAUUCAUAGAACGUUGUGACGCCAUAAUCAGUGACGUGGUCUCUUGACGUGGCCUAUCUCUCUGGAAUGUUUGCAUGUAAACCAAAAUAAACGCUGUUCCUUCUCUUAGGAUCUUUCUGCCCCCCCGGCCUCCAUGUAAACAACCGAUAGGAUUUAAAUUACGAAGAACCAGUUCAAGAAUAUAAUAGAAUCCCAAUCCGUGAAAUUUGAUUUCCACUGAUCUAAAAUUUUGUUGUGUGUCGACCGGGCCUUGCUUUGCUUUUGUAACAGAGCUCUUAGUAGACUAAAACUAGUUGAUUACCCUUGCUUGUCGUGUUUUCUACAUCUCAGCAUUGCCUUUCAAGCUCAAAGCCAACAUACUUUAAACCCUGACGCGCAGGAAUUCCGUCCGUCGUUUGGAACAUCUGAAAGAUUUCAAACAAAUGGUUCCUUUAGGUACGCAUUAUAUUUUACUCUAUUGAGAACUAUGAAAGUUUAUUAGUUAUAAGAAAAAACUGAGGUAUUGUGUGUUAUGAGUGUUCUGGUUCUUUGAGUUGAGAAGGAAUUCUUGUCAGAAAUUCAUAGAAUGUUAUGACACCAUAAUCAGUGACGUGGUCUCCUCCCCGUAAUGUUUGCAUGUAAACCCAAAUAAACGCUGUUUCUUCCCUUAGGAUCUUUCUUCCUCCGAGUAAACAUCCGCUAGGAUUCGAGCCAACUCAUAGAUCAUUGUAGGUUUUCCGAUAGCAUUUAGUUUGCCGCGAAUCUCACUAGCUCAACUACAAUCAUGUAUUGGCUUACUUAUCACAUUCAGUCUUUGAUGAGCUUUCCAGGCUCGCAAGCCCACACAGAGGAGUCCUACAGGGCUCAGCUUUAGGCCCUGUUUUAUUUUUGCACGCGCUUGUGAACAUUUAAAUUAUGGAAAACUAGUACAAUAAUAGAAGAGAAACCCGAUACGUUUAAUUUGAUGCUGGUUGAUGUAAAAUUUUGUUGUAUGUCUGGACCUUGUUUUUCUUUUGUAUGGUAGGGCUCUUUGGGAGACUAAAACGCGUUGGUUACCCUCGCUUGUUGUGUUUUUUACAUUUCAGCAUUGCUGAUCAAGCUCAAAGCCAACAUACUUUAAACCCUGACGCGCAGGAAUUCCACCCAUCGUUUGAAACAUUCGAAAGAUUUCAAACAAAUGGUUCCAACAGGUACGCAGUAUAUUUUAUUCUGAGUAAAUAAUUGAGGUAUUGUAUGUUAUGGACGCUCUGGUUCUUUGAGUUGAGAACGAAUUCUUGUCAGAAUAUCAUAGAACGCUAUGACGCCAUAAUCAGAGAGGUGGUCUUGUGACGUGUCUCACACUGGAAUGUUUGCAUGUAAACCAAAAUAAACGCAGGAUCUUUCUGCCCCAAAAUAAACAGCCGCUAGGAUUCGAGCCAACUCGUAGAUUGAUGUAGGUUUUCCCGAUAGCGACUAGCUUUCCGCGAAUCCGACUACCUCAACUGCAAAAAAGUAUUGGCUUAAGUACCACAUUCAGUCUUUGGUGCGCUUUCCAGCCUCGCAUGCCCAGAGAGGAGUCCCACACGGCUUAAGCUUAUGCCCUUUGCUCUUUUUACACGUCUCUGUGACCAUUUAAAUUUUGGGGAACCAAUUACCGGGAUAAAAUAGAAACGCGAUUCGCCGUUUAGUCUGAUAUUAUGUGAUCUUAAAUGUUGUAGUGUGUCUUGUUCUGUUUUUCUUUGGUUUAAUUAUAACCGUUCUCAAUAGCUUAAAACCUCACUUAGCACGCUUCAUUGUUUUUUGCGAGAUAUUAAGCCUUGAGUGUAAAAGUAUUUUUUUAACAAAAAGUAUCUUUCUACACAGCGACUCCUCCCAUUCAUUAUGCUUAUCAACCUAAACCUUCCUAUAUCUUGACAUCAAGCUGCUCAAUAGCUGACAGGCUGGUUUUCUUUUAUUCAGAUUUGAAAUCGUUAUCACCUUAUCAUCAUCAUCAUCAUCAUCAUCAUCAUCAUCAUUAUCGUGAUAAUCGUUAUCAUCGUAAUCAUCAUCGUCAACGUUAUUCUGAACACUUUUUCUUUAUUUUCAUAAUCAUUACCAUCAACGUCACAGUCAUGCCCAUUACAGUCGUCACUGAUACUUAGUUUAACAGAUUCCUGUUUUAUCGCCAUUUUUUUGGCAAGCAAUUUGUAUUCCUUUUUUAACUAUCCCAUACUCCUUCACUCCACUCCAUUAACAGCGUAUGCUUUUUAGAAAUACCAGAAGCCAAUAAAUUCGGAGCGAUUUACUCACUUUCACAUUACAUAUCAACUGAUAUUUCAUUUUUUCCUUAAAUUUAACUGAAUUUUCAAAAACAGACGAGUAAUAAAUGGAGACCAGAAAAUAAUCUUUGAUGUUUUGAUGAUAUUUGCUAUUCAUUUUUAUAUACAUCAUGCUACAGCUUCCAUUUUUGCGGGAAAAGAUUUGUGCAAACGCCGUUGCAUAGGCUAAGGAAGGGUAGUUGUGCGCAUGCUCGGGAUUACAGGCUUCUGAAAUGCAAUAAUCGUUUAAUAUUACUCGGUUCAUUUUUGUAAAAAAUCUAAUUUUCUUUUUCUUGUGUUUACCAGGUGGUACUAGGGAUGAUUCGUCGGGGCCAGGAGCCCAUCGGGGCCUAGUGCGACUACUGCAAGGAAUCUGUUUGAUGUGUACACUGUGUGCACUCAAAUGAGAUUCACAAUAAGUUGUAAUUAUGUUUUGUGUCAUUUCAAAUUGUAUAUUUAUUAAAUAGUUUUAAUAAACCUUUUCUUAUUUUUGAAUCAUGGUGCUUCUAUUUUAGAUUAAUUAAGACGUUUAGGCUUGGUUUCCACCAGCGAUUUAACGACGAUCGUAAUCAUUAACAAAAUCUAGCAGGGAACGCAAUUAACGACAUUUAUCACGUACAUUUAUCAUAAGAAAAAGAUCGAUUUUUUCAACCAUUACCACAAUGCCGAACGUAUGUAUCUUAAUACUUUUCAGCCUUCCGGAUCCCGUUUAAAGACAUAGUCGACAUAACCAUUAUUUGUUUGCGAUUUUGAACAUUGUAGCACUUUUUUGUAUAAGUCAAAGAAAGUAUUUUAUUAGGUAGAAGUAAACGAAUGGAUAAAAAAUAGCACUGCCAAAAGCAACUAUUGUUUUUUCUUGUUGAGUCUAGUAAAGGAACAAUUGACUCAACAAAGGAAGCUGUGAACGGAUAAAAUCCAAUUACUAGUAAAAACUAUCCAUUAUAUUUGGUCAAUGAAUCGUUUUCCCUAGGUUUUCUCUAGUGUUAAAGAGACGGGGACGAGAGGCGAAAAUUCAGAGUGAAAGAGGACAAAUCUAGGCGUGGCUUGGUCGCAAUUUCCACCCCUCAGGGAGACGAAGAGCCUCCCCUUCACGAGUCUGUGAGAGUCCACCCGCCGGGAUUUUCAACCUGAAUUUUUGUAGCCUGAGAAAACAGCCGACAUUUCGCGACGCCACCACUAGCCUGUGAACAGGCUCUUUCGAGGAAAGGGUGAACAAAUCCCUCUUCUCGCGAUUCAGUUUCACCCUUCCCUAAACAGAAAGCCUGUUCACAGGAUACGCCACCACUGGUUUCCCCGCGAAAUGACGUCUUUGUGAACGGGAAAACCAUUAUUGUUUGUACAAUACAAUACAAUACAAUACAAUACAAAUUUUAUUGUCAACUCCCUGUGAGGGCUUUUCAGGCCUUGGACUACACUAACGAGGACUAUGUGAACUUUGAAAUAUGAACACGAAUGAAGAGCCUAUAAUCUGGGAGCGAGCGACUCCCAUACUAGGCCUAUGUCAAGGUGUUUUCACAGACCGAUUUAAGAGAACAAAAUGUCAUUAAAAGGUCUGAAAAUGCCAUUAGGCUUCCUCACCAUCAGCUUUUUAAUAUUUAAGUUGUAUAAAUUAUAGCAAAACAAUAAACUUGAACUUUGAACAAUAAACAACAAACAAUUUUCAGGUGUGUAGGUUUCUGUGGAUACAUAUGAACAAAGGAUAAAGGAAGGUAAUAGCAAUGGCAUUUGAUAUUUCAAAAGGUCUGUAGAGUUUUGAGACAAUUUUGGAUCACGGCAAAUAUAUGAACAAAGGGAUUUCAAAUUAAAAAUUGUUACAUGUAGUAGUAUAAAUUUGAGACAAUUUUUGAAAUAUCACGAGGGAUAUUUCAAAAAAUUGUUUUAUUUGCCAAAUAUCACACAACUUUGAAAUAUCAUGGUAUUUUUUAUUUGUCAUGCUAUUAUUUGUUUAUACCACUGCCCACAAAAGGUUUGUAAUUUUCACAUGUAGGUAUUUCAAAUUAAGCUGAAAUACCACUGCUCUAAGCCAAUCAAAUUGCAGAAAUUUAUUUAGUAGUACUCGAGGUAUUUAUGCCAAAUACCACUACAAAUCAUGCCAUUACAAAUUGCACCGCCCCAACUACGCCCCUAACGACGCCUACUGGAACCAGUUUGUUUUUAACUUUUCAUUGACCGCGCGGAACUGGAUCUUGUUGCUUGGUAACCUGCCAUUUCUUUCGUAAUGCAAUGUGUUGAUUUCAUGAGUGGCCAUCGUAGUCAAGCACAUCGCCAUGAAGUUUUACUGCACGAUUUGCAUGCUUAAGUAAGUACAUGAGUCUUGAAUGUUUUUCGAAACUUGCUGCAAUAGAUUUGACAUCUAAUAAAUUGGUUUUCCCGUUCGCAGAUUUAACUGGGAUCAAGUUACGAGUGCUUUUUGGCCGCGAUAUCCGAAUCCGUUUAGUCGACACGUGCUAUCCGAAGAUGUCAUAGAAAGGUCAUUUUGCUCAUGUAGUUAAUCUCUGGAUGUGUCAGUUUAAAAUAUUGUAGCUAUGCAAAUAUGUCUUAUAUUUCUGUUGAGGUAUGCAGAGUGUCUUGGUGCUUUUCAAUUUCUGUUGCAAGUUGUACGCUUUCGUGACAAGCAGCUCGUAAAUAUUUUUGUCCAUUGAUUGCGUUGUAAAUUCUAAUUUACAUAAGUCUUACUGUACAUUUCUUUCCAAACACUUUUUAAUGUCUAAUAAUGUGUAUGUGGUCUUGCCAUAGUACAUAUGCACUCUAAUUCCUUGUAGUCAUAGUCAAACUGCAAAUGAUAACUUCUAUUUGGUCAUUUAUUGUUUGAUAUUGACAUGCUCGAUCAACAUAAACGUUAAUUUACGUUACAGUUGAAGAUGUACGAUUUUGUACAAUGAAGAUAUGCAAAAACUGUGUUAGCUACAUUUUUUCUUUGAGUAGCAACAUGCUUCUUCCUUAAUACUGCUAGAAAUAGUGUUUUCAAUCGGUUAUACUUGUUAAGUCUUCUUUUGACAUUUGUACUUUGGUUUUGAGAAUUUAUAUUUGUAAAAUUAUAUGGGGCUGUAGUAACAAAUAUAGGAACUGGCAGGAGACAUGUCCGUACAAGAGAUGUGUGUGCAAGUACAGGUUCUUUUUCCAUACAAUAAGUGUACUGUACAUGAUUAUGAAGUAAAGUUCACUUCACUGGCUUAAACCUUGUCACUCCUUGUUAACUGCAAAGAAAAAAUCUCACACGCCCCAAAUCAAAUUACUUUUCUGUAAAAUCUCUUAAGUUAAGGAACUUAUUGAUCUUUUCAACCUAAGAAUGCAUUUAUUUUACCUAGAAGAGCAGCAUUAGUGGCAUACAUGAAUAUAGUUUCUUAAUCAUUUAUUGAGGAGAUAAAAUGCACCAGUAUUAAACUAUGCUGUAAAUAACAUUAUUGUCAUUUGUUUCAGGUCUUUAGUAGGCAAUAAACUUGUCACCAAAAAACUUGUAACAAAAACAAACAGUCCACCAAGAUGGGCCGAAAGGGUAAGCAACUGAUUUAUGAUUCUUCCUUUGAUUUUUGAUGCUACAUACAUGUAAAAUAGCAUUGCAAGAUGUGCAGAACAGUACUGCGUAAAUGUAGGUUGACAGUCACUGGCAUCACCUCUUGAUACUUUAGUCUUGAGACUCAGUUCUCAAUUUUGAGAAUCAAUGGUGAUUAUUUAUACACUGUACAAAAUAAUGCAAUUUACUCUUUUCAUUUUUUCACACACUUUUUCUAAGUACCACAUAUUGGUAAUUUAUCUGUAAGUGUUUGAAAUGAUUAUGAAUGUGAACAAGGUGGUGGUUGGUUGUAAUCAAGAGUGGUCACUCAGAUUCAGUGUUUCUGUUAUUAUUUAUACCAGUGUUUUUUUUAAGUGUGCAGUGGGACCUCUAUAUGUUUUAUGAACCUCAAUAUAAUGAAGCCCUUGGUAUGACGAAUGACAUUACAGAAUUAUGGGACCCGCGAUUUGGCGGGCAACGCAGAUCUACAAUGUACAGGCGCCAUUCCGUAAUGAUUUCUUCACCAGCUUUAUAUAGUAAAAAUAUAUGGAAAAGAACCUUCACAUAAUGAUGGAAACCUCAUUACAGCAAACAUUUUUUGCCAGUCCCUUGGUCCUUUCUUUUCAUUGAGGUUCCACUCUAUGUGACGCAAAUUUUUUUAAUUGACAAUUCUGAACUUUGAAAAUGUGUCUCCUAAAAAGUUUCUUGAAUUCUGGCUAUCCCAGAACUGCUUUUUCCCCUUCAGAAAUGUUCCAGAGACUCUGGGAAUGCAUUCAGGCUCAUGAAUGCUAGGCUAAUGAUGUCACAUGAUGUCAGUUGAUUUUCUAUGCCUUCAUUCUGGAUUCUGGCCAUUUCUUUAUGUUUUGUGGAAUUUUACCAUUUUUUAAUUAUCUGACUGUGACUAGAAAGUAUAGAGAAGUAAAUUAAAUUAGAUGAAGAUGAUUGGCAAAUUAUGGACAAUGACAAUCCUAGGUAUUUGCCGCCAUGUUGUAAAUUCUAUAUUCUUGACAUUCUUUCAAACCAUUCUACGUCAUAUACUUGUCAAUGUGAGUGACGCGAUAGGGUGGACAAAUUGACAAGUAUGAGAAUAAAAUAGGUUUUGCAAGAUUUUUGACGAGUUUUAAUUUGAGAGACAUAUUUUACUCAAAUCUAAGAAUAAAAAACGACCAAAAAAAAAAUCGUGUCUUAAAUACUUUGAAGAAAUAGCCUGAUGUAUAGGAGUAUAUAAAUUGUACAUUAACAAUUUUUUUUAUCACUGCAUCUUUCAUCAUGGCAGUAUUUUUCUUAUUUUUUUUGUAGUUUACAAGUGCAAGAGUUGCUUGUAUCGUGGAAGAAUCAGUAGUAGAUCCUGAAGCUAAAACUUUAACAACAUACACAAAGAAUGUGACAUUUACCAGACUCAUGGUGGUGGAGGAGAAAUGUGUUUACUCAGUCCAUCCCACAAACAAAGAAUGGUGAGUGCUACCUUUUUCAGCCCUUCAUACAGUUCUCUUUUAUUUUCUUGUGGUUCUAAUGAAAAGAAUUUGCACGAAAUUUGUUUGAAGCAUUUCACACCUUUUAGAGGACUGUAUACAAUCUUUAAUAUGGACCUUAAGAUAUGAGGAUGCUGACAGCAGGGAAAAUGUUGUUUAAAAUUAAAAGUGAGUUUGAGGUUGCGUUCUUUCAUAUUAACAUAACCUUGCAAACUUAACUCUCACCCCUUCUACAAGAUGUGCCAAAACUUAUGUCCGAUUGACCUGGACAGGUAGAAAUUUAGUUCUGACAUGCAAACCUUUGACAUGACUUGUCCAUAGGACAAGCACAUUUUUAAUUAGAAAAAUAAAGAAACAGUUGAAAAUUGUCUUCAAAUUACAGUAGAAUUAAAAUUCAUCUUAAAAUUAGUCAUAACAGCGAACCUUAUACUUAACAAAACAAGGUUAAAUAUUCCUUUUAACUCGACCACUCCACGAUCAUUUCAUUUGUUUUUACGAGCUGCGUUUUAGGUGUAAGUCAACAGCGUUCCAGUUAAUUCUUUCAAGUGGGGGGUCGUGUAGAUCAUCUGAGGGGUUACCUAGACCAUGUGCUAAUUUUUUUCGUUAUAUUUCACUUAACACUUGUACAGCUGUACGUCAUCUGUCAGGUCAGCCUCGCCUUGAAAUAGAGAUGUGAGGCUAAUUGGAAAGGGCUUACUUCUCACUUGACUCAGCUGUUGAUUAAAAUUUAAUCAUUUAAUGAAGUAAUCAGACACACAACUAGAGUUCGCUGAACAAAAUUCAUGUACAUGUACUUUUGUUUGUGGUUUUACUCUGUUUUGCUCCUUUUUUAACUCCUUUUUUUUGAAGCUUCCAAAAAGGCGACAACUUUGUGUAGUAUUCCCAAAUUUUCUGACAUUUUUUUUUUCUUGAAAAUGCCAUCCCAUUAAUUUAUUGAUUUAAUUUUGGUUGCAAAAAUUCCAGCUCCAAUUCCAAUUAAUCAUAACUAUUAACAACAAAAUUAUUGGUAAUUUAAGCUUUUCUAAAAUUGAAAUACUAAUACAUACUGUCCAAUUACACUUUCCUAUUAAUGUUGAGAUCAGGACAGUAAACUGUUCAUGACAACCAAUCAGACGUGAGAAUUUCAUAAUAGUUUAUAAGAUUGAAAGACUUACCGAUACCUACUGUUUUUUAUAGUGUUGUUGUUAGCACCAAUGAAGUGCAGUUGGCAUAUUUUUCUUGAACCAUUUUAGGCCUGUAUUGUUGAAUUCAUUGCUACUUCUUGUCCCAGGGUUACAUGUCAAAAGCAGAGCUGGGUUUCAUCUAGUGUAUUUGGUUUUUCAAGAGCAAUAGAAAGAUUUGGAAUUGAAAGAUAUAAGUUAAAUACAUCUAAGGUAUGUAUGUAUGGUAUGAUACAUUUUUUCAAUGAAAGUUUGCUUUAUUGCUCUAAAUAUGUUAUAAUUUUGAGGUGCGUCAUAUAACUGAGUAUCUUUGCUUUUUAUCUCUUGCUUUCUACUUUUUUUACCUUAGUUUAAUUGCAGUUAUUUUCUUUUCGUAUUAUUCCUGGCCUGCCUAGACUAGCUACAGUUAUUUGUGGUGCCAGGACACUUGUAAAAAUAUUCUUUAGAAAAAUUUUCUAAAGAAUGUUUAUAAUCUUAUUUAAUAUUUAUAAUCUUAUUUAUGAAUCUUUGGGCAACAAAACAAAAUUAAGUCAAAUUUUUUACUCUAAAAGCUCUAGCUGCUCAGCCUCUUUUUAGUUAUCAGUUUUCAAUGCCUUCUACAUCUUCUAAAGCUGAUAUUAAACAACGAAUGAAUCAUUUUGCAUUCAAAACAAAUCAUCUGGCAUUGAUUGUUUUGAACAUAAUGUUGAUGCUUGGUAAGCAGGAAAAUUUAUGAAGCAUCCACAGGAAACCUGCUAUUAAAAUUUUGCUAUAUUUUUUAAAAAGCUAAAACGUUUAUUUUUAAAAAGUGAUUUAUGAGUUUUAACUUAUUAACAGACUUGACCUAAAACAGCACCUCUUUAACCUUUUCACCUCCUGGCCCAGUCAUGGUGCAACCAUUCAAAUGAAACCAAUUUUGGCAGUAAUUUCACAUGGUACAAUUCAUGGAGAACUGUUCACCUGCCCCUCCCCUACGCCAACAUUUUGCCCUAAGUGAGAAGUCAAUGUCAAUGUUGGCUUAGGGGAGGGGUAGGUGGGCAGUUUCGCAGAAAGGUAUAAUGGUUCGAUUAAAUUGCUGUUCUAAAACCAAUAAAAAUACAAUGGAAGCUGUCAUGAGCGGACACCCGCAGGACACACAAAAAAGGUGUCUGUAACUCGGACUAACCGCUAAUUUAAAAUAACAGAGUUCAGGGCUGUCACUAAGAUUUGAAGUUGCCAGGUAAAUACAGCAAGUAUACGGGGAAUCAAACAGCAAGGGAUUUAUUUUGGUUCUAUUUUUCUUCUAUUUUCCUAUGAAAGAAGCCGGGGGCCACGUUCUUAGUAGCAGGGAAAUCCCCAGCUCCCGCCUCUUAAUGAGAGCUCUAGAGUUUAUAUGGGAGCUGAGAAAAAUGGAGUUUUGUGAAGGCGUGCAUAAGUAGGGCUGUUCACUUACAAGGCGUAGCCAGCCCAUAGACCUGUAGGCCCGGGCCUACAAUUUUUUGAUCACUCUACCGCUUAUAAUAAAUUAUGCAUUGUUGGGGUGAGCUUAAAAGCUUAGAGCUCGACAAAGUAUUGAUGAGGUCAGUGCGUAGUUGUCAUGCAUGCAAUUUUCAGGAUGUGUGGAAAUGAAAGUCAGCCAGGCUUACAACUAGUCCAAAAGCUGGCUGUGCCUGUGGCUUAUGAGGGUGUCCUUUAGGACAGCUUCCACUGUAGGUGUUUUUGGUGAAAUCCUUCCUCGAGAAAUCACACAAUAUGCCGCAUAAUAGACCUUUUCUACUGCAAAAUGCAGGCUUCGGGAAAUUCCGCAUAAUUUCCUUAUAUUUUUCACACCCUCUCCAGUAGCCUGAUAUGCUGAUUACAUUUUAAGAUUUGUCCUUUCUUACUUUAAGCACCAACCAUAAGGAUUUGUUGUUUGUUUUCAGGCAUCAAAAGGCCUACAGUCAAUACUGGAGAAGCUAUAUGUUCCAGAAAGGCCACAUAUUCCUCUUGCCCUGCCUGUACCACAGAUUAGUUGAUUUUAAUUGUCAGAUGAUUCUUUGAAAUUUAUUAUUAAUAGUUUUAAAAGACCCUGUCCGCACUAUGCAAAAUUUUGUUUCUUUUACAAUAAAAAAUCUGUCAACAGGAAGCCAUUUCUAGGGCGAAGGAUUUUUUUUAAAAUACCAAAAUUUUCUCUAAUGUGUCAAAACUUCGAAGAUACCGUUGCGAACGUUUUUGAGGCCUACAAUUUUUUUGUCAGGCGACAAAAUCUUUUGUUCCUUCACAGCUAUCCUUCGUCGGGUCGUCUUAUUUCGCGAACAUGACUUGGCGUUUUUCGUUACAUGAAAACUUUCGCGUUCUUCUGGUGCGAACAAGGUUACAAAAACGAAAAAUUGGUAACUACAAAAAAAAUUAUGCAAUUGUUUUGCAAACACCAGACUCUAUUUUUUGUCGUGGUGUAGGGAGCAAAGAAAAUCGGUGUUACAGCUUGAAAAUGGCAAGCUUAGGUAGCAUGUACUAGCCCAAAAGUUAUUUUAACUAGCCUGAGAAAAAAAUUGAUGAGCAGAAUUGAUUACAGUUCUUCUGCAAUUUGAAUUCCCCUCAAAAACUUCACUUGCCCAUCGGGCAAGUUAAGAACAGAAUUCGCUAGCCCGGUAGUAAAAUCCACUAGCUCCGGGCUAUCAGACACUACUUUCUUUGCGCUCUGUAGUGCGAACAGGGCGUUACUCAUAAUUAUCUUUUCAUUGUUGUGUUGGAUGGAGAGACGUUACCAAACUCAGCCAGAUUCUGAGUGCAGAGCUGAAGCUUGUAACCGAGGGCAAUUGCCUCGGUUAAGGAAAAAUAUUUGACUGAAAAGUUAUACGUUUAAAUUGUGUUUUAAAAAAGUAAUUUUAUUGUUGUUUCCCGGAUUUGCCUUUGUAAGACCUUUAGCCCAGUGGAUAGCAAGUUAUUGUAGUGACAAAGAAAGACGUUUACAAUGCUCAUGGUACAAAAAGUUUCAUAAUCCCUGCUCUAUUUAAACUUAACUCAGUGGUUCAAAUUCGUGAGGUAGUCGAGACUGGUUAGAGAACUGAAGACUGUAAAACUGGCAACAAAAGCCGUGCAACCUGUCUUGCACUAUUGGUGCAAAGCAAGUUGAAUAGCGAUGUUACGCGACCCGCGUAAAACCUGUCUUGCAACAAAUCAGGUUGUUAACGGUUUUGAGCGUGGGUGGUAAAACGCGCAACAGCGCUUUUCAAGUUGUUUCUCUUGCAAGGUUGCAAAACAAGUUGCCCGUUGUUGCCCAUUUUUCCGAAGCUUAAGGUGCGUUCGAUCGACUAUUUUCCAGAAUAAGACUAAAAUGAAGGGAAUAAACUCAAGAC